AGGCGGAGCGGCAGGGCCGGGGGCAGGGGGGGCAGCCCGGGGUGAGGGGCAGCCCCGGGGUCGGAGGGCUGUGAGGAGAGAGGGGAUGCCCUCAGGGUGGGGGCUGUGAGGAGAAAAGGGGGGCUGUGAGGAGAGGGGCGGCCUCAGUGCUGGGGGCUGUGAGGAGGGGAGCCGCCCAGGCGUGGUGGGGCUGAGGCGAGGGGUGGCGGGUUUGUGUAAGAGCCGGGAGUCCCGGCGUGUGGCCCUUUGAAGGCGGGCUGCGCUGUGGGGCUGAGGGAGGCGGUGCCCGGGGGAUGCGCUGAGAGCGGUGCGGGCCUCGGGGGGCUCCUCGAGAAGCCCCGACGGGAGGGUUGGGCGCCGUCGGGAGAGAGGAUGAAGGAAACCUGCCGGAUCUGCGCCCGCGAGCUGUGCGGCAACCAGCGGCGAUGGAUCUUCCACACGGCGGCCAAGCUCAACCUCCAGGUGCUGCUCUCCCACGUCCUGGGCAGGGAGCUGUGCCGCGAUGGCAGAGGCGAGUUCGCGUGCAGCAAGUGUGCCUUCAUGCUGGACCGCAUCUACAGGUUCGACACGGUCAUCGCGCGCAUCGAGGCUCUCUCCAUCGAGCGCCUGCAGAAGUUGCUGCUGGAGAAGGACCGCCUCAAGUUCUGCAUCGCAAGCAUGUACCGCAGGAACAACGAAGAGCCCGGCGUGGAUGAGAGAGCCGGAGAUGGGACUGUGGACCUUUCUAACCUGCCUGACGCGCGAUACGCUGCCCUCCUUCAGGAGGACUUUGCUUAUUCUGGGUACGAAUACUGGACGGACCAAGACGAGCACGGCCUGGAGCCUCACAGCUGCCAUGCUUCAGAGGGAGCUGCCAGCCGCCCGCGGCGGUGCCGGGGCUGCGCCGCGCUGCGUGUGGCCGAUGCUGACUAUGAAGCGAUUUGCAAAGUGCCACGAAAGGUGGCCAGGAGCAUCUCCUGCGGGCUGUCCAGCCGAUGGUCAGUGAGCAUGGGCAACGAGGAGUCAUCCGUAUGUGACCCGGCGGAGUCUGCUGGCACCAGAGGGCCUGUGGAUGGGGAGAGCAUGGAAGAGGGCACGCCUGCGUCCUCUGUUGAGUCCCUGGACACAACAGUGGAGGCCAGCGCUCCUCAGCAGAAGGAUGAAGAUGUGGAUAAGGGAGUGAAGGGGAACGGGAAAUGCGACGAUUUUGCAGAGGACCGCAUGACCCCUAGCUCAUCACUGAGUGGGAACAGGCUGGAGCUGGCCCUCAGCUUGAUCAAGGGGUUAGACUACAAACCCAUCCAGAGCCCACGAGGCAGCAGGCUGCCUAUUCCUGUGAAGUCCAACUUGCCUCCCCCCAAGCUUAGCCGUGACUUGGCAGAUGGAAGUGCUUCUGCUGGCUUAGCAUAUGCUGGUUCUGGUUUCCUGAAUGCAGACAGAAAAUCCUUUUCCAGAGCUCCCCUGGGUCUUCCCUUGGAGAUUCCUGAACUACAAGAGCUGUGGGACGACCUCUGUGAGGAUUAUAUGCCACUGCGGGUACAGAAUCUGCAAGAUGAACAUCAAAAGCCAGCUCCAAGUGAUUCUGCAUCGAGGGAGUGCACAGCCGAUCUGUGUGCUACAGAACCACAGAGCAAAAUCCAGCAAUUUGAAGCUACCAACCAGUUAUUACAGGAAAAGCUGGAUGAAUUGAAUUAUGAAUUAAAAUCCGCACGAGAAACAUCGCAGAGACAAGAUCAUACAAUUCAGAGUCUGAAUGAGGCCCUGAAGAGCAAGGAGAGUGAGACAGAAGAACUGUAUCAUGUCAUUGAAGGGCAAAAUGAGACAAUGGCCAAGCUGCAGGACAUGUUACACAGAAGCCAGCUGGGGCAGUUGCAGAUGUCAGAGAGCACACCUUCAUCUCGGGAGCAGCAAGUGGCACUGCUUGAUCUUCAGAACACACUUUUCUGCACACAGCUGGAGGUACAAAAAUUGAAAAGAGCUCAGCGCCAAAAAGAGCAUCAGCUGGUUGAAGCCAAGAGGGCUGCUCAGCUCCUAGAGACCACGGUACAUGAGGAAGAGCAGCAGAAAGAGGCAACCUGGAAACACAACCAGGAGCUGCGUGCUGUGGUACAGCAGCUGCAAGCAGAGCUGCAGGACAAGGCUCAGCAGAUCCAGGCUGUGGAAUGGGAAAAGUGCCGUGAGCUGCAGGCCCAAGAACAGAGAGUUCAGUGUUUGAGUCAGCACCUGGCUCGCAAAGAGCAGCUUCUGCAGGAAUCAAGGGAACUUCUGCAAUGCCAGCAAAGCUUGGGCAGGAGCUCUGCAGCCAUGGAUGCCAUGCUGGAGAAACUGCAGCAGAGAGUCAGUGACAGGGAUGCUGCACUGGAGAGAGCAGUAGAUGAGAAGUUCUGUGCCCUAGAGGAGAAAGAACAAGAGCUUCAACAGCUCCGUCUCUCAAUAAAAGAGCGUGGAGGUGACCUGGAGAGGCUGCGCAACGUCCUGUCCAGCAAUGAGGCCACCAUUCAUAGCCUGGAGAGCCUCUUGAAAGCUAAAACAUUGGAACUAGAGCAAAUGUCAGCAACCUGUGAAAAUCUCCGCUGGCUCAAGGAGGAGAUCGAGGCCAAAUCCUGCAGCAGGCAGAAGGAGCAGGAGGGGAUCAUCCAGCAGCUGCAGACUUGCCUGCAUGACAGAAACAAGGAAGUGGAGGAGCUCACGGCAACUCUGCUGUGCAAGCUGGGCCCAGGACAGAGUGAGGUAGCAGAGGAGCUGUGCUUACGUCUUCAGCGUAAGGAAAAAAUGCUGCAGGAGCUUCUCAGUGACAGGAACCGUCAAGCUAUGGAGCAUGAUGCUGAAAUCCGGGAGCUGCUGCAGGCCAUGAGCACCAAGGAGCAGUGGAGCAAAGCCACUACUGAGAAGAUGGUGCAUGCUUUGACUGAAAGAAAUUGCGAGUUACAACUCUUGCGUCAGCAUGUGUUGAGGAAGGAGUCUGUUGGGAUCCAGGCACCUGGUACCAGUCUGCUGAAGCAGGACAAACAACAGCCUGUGCAAGAAAUAAUGCAAAGAGCUUGUGGAGUUUCAGCCCUUGCUGGACCCCCACAGGAGGACAACACCGGCCUGACAGAAGGACCAUCAGCGACAGAAAUGGAGAAGGAUCUUGCUAAUGCCAAAGAGGAGCUGGAGCUAAUGGCAAAGAAGGAAAGGGAAAGCAGACGGGAACUUGCUGCUCUCCAGUCUGUUGUGACCACACAGGAGGAAGAGCUGCAGGUGCAGGCUUCUGAUAUAGAGUCUCUGACCAGAACCAUCCAGAUCAAAGAGGACCUCAUCAAGGAUCUGCAGAUGCAGCUGGUAGAUCCUGAAGAAAUUCCGGCAGUGGAAAGACUGACACAAGAAGUGCUGGUACUUCGUGAGAAAGUGGCCGUAGCAGAGUCGAGAGGACAAGAGGCUACUGGAAACAGAAGGCAGCAGUUGUUACUGAUGCUGGAAGGACUGGUGGCUGAGAGGAAUCGGCUAAAUGAGGCUCUCCAGGCAGAGAGGCAGCUCUACAGUAGCCUGGUAAAGUUUCACACACACCCAGACAGCGCUGCAAGAGACUGCACUCUGCAGGUGGAGCUGGAAGGGGUCCAAGAGCUCCGGGGACAACUGGAAGAAGCUCUUGGAAGAAGCUUGGAGCGUUUGAGCAGGCUGGAGACACAGGGCCCCAUAGGAGGUCAGGCUGCAGGGACAGAGGUUGACGAUGCUGACUUUACCAGCACUAAGGAAGAGGUGGCUCAUGGCACCGUGACCCAGCAGACUGGCUCCCGGGCUCCUAAGGAAAGCAGAGGCACUGAGAAGAAGAGCACAGCCCCUGCCCUGGCAGAGCAGGAGCUACGGGCAGAAGAGGAGCUGCGGGAGCUGAAGGCGCAGCUGGAGGAAGCAGGCUUCUCCUCCGUGUCUCACAUCAGGCAAGAGCCUGGGAUGUGGGAGCUGGUGGGUGGGCAAGGGGCACCCCACGUCCUGGCUGCUGCCUGCCCUUCACAGCACCACAUGCCCCCCAGGAAGGCGAUGCUGAGCCUGUGCCUGGAGAACGCGGAGCUGAAGGAGAGGAUGGGUGAAGCCACAUCGCUGCUGGAGAGUGGGGAAGAGGAGGCUGGGCUGGGCAACCCUCCAUCACCAGAGCCCUGCAGGAUGCAGCGGAAGGGCCGCAGUGUCCUUGGGGAUGGCCAGGGGCUGCUGGCAGAGAGGGGAGCUGUGCCCACCAAGCGCCCUGCACUAGAGGCACGUUGCCAGGAUGAUGCACCCAAGAGACUGUGCCCCAGCAGCCCAGGUGGAGGGGAUGGAAGCCAUGUGGAGGGCAUGGUGCCCUGUGGAAGCUGGCCAGGGCUGGGUGUGGAGUUGCACUCGCAGGUGGCACAGAAACAGUGCCAGGAGCUGCAGGACAAGCUGGCUGCCUCUGAGGCCAUGGUCCGGGUGCAGGCUGAGCAGCUGGAGAAGUACCACGUCCUGCUCCGUGAGCCCCAUGCCCAGCAGCUCAGCAAGCACGUGCAAGUGGACUUCCAGGACUUGGGCUAUGAGACAUGUGGGCGGAGUGAGACUGAAGCUGACCGUGAUGAGACCACCAGCCCUGAGUGUGAGGAGCCAGAUGUGUUCAGCGAGCCCAGCCUUGGUGAGGAGCUGGGCUUCCCACGCCGCUCAGGGGUGCCCAGGGUGGGCAAGGCUGCUCUGAAGGCUGUGGCCCAGCCAGAUGUGGGAGCCCUGCGCCAGCACAUCCAGGACCUUAAGGCACAGCUGCUCAAUGCCAACAAGGUGAUCCAGAGCCUGCAGCGCCGUGCCCGCUCCAUCUCUGUCACCAGUGGCUACACCUCGGGCACCGAGCGGCCCCCACUGUGCCCCACUGUGCCGGUAUCGCCGCCCCACAGCCUCACUGAUGAGGACGAGGGCUGGCAGUCAGACAGCUAUGGCACCCUGUGCCCACAGCGCGACCUGGAGCACCUGGUGCACCGUGUCGCACUCCUCGAGGCACAGCUGCCUCCUGCCAAGCCCGGGGGGGGCUUCCCCAAGGAACUGCAGUCUGCUACUUGGCCAGGGAAAUACAACUCGCUGAUCCAAGCCCAGGCCCGGGAGCUCUCCCAUCUGCGGCAAACGCUGCGUGAGGGCCGUGGAGUGAGCCGCAGCCUGGCCCAGCACCUGCAUGAUGCCCUGCGCUCCUUUGAGGAGCUCCUUCGCGGCACCGACAUUGACUACUACCUGGGCCAGGGCUUCCGGGAGCAGCUGGCCCAAGGCAGGCAGCUGGCUGAGAGGCUCAGUGAUAAGCUGGGCACCAGGGAUCGACAGGAUGGGGAGGAUAAAUCUAGCCAUGAGCUCCUGGCACUGAGGCUCAGCCGGGAGCUCCAGGAGAAGGAGAAGGUGAUUGAGAGACUGGAGGCGAAGUUGCAGGAGCGAUGUGAGUCCCCAGACAGCAGUCACCCACCCUCUGAGUCGUCCCGCUCUGCUACCAGCGCCUCCUUUGUGUCUGAUGUUCUGGAGCCCUGCUCUGAUGGGGAAGCAGCCAGUGAGUGCAGCCAGUGCCCUGAGGAACCUGCCCGACUCUCAGGCCUCCACUUUGACUCCUUGUCCAAAUCCAACAGUGCCCCCCUGCCAGCACUGACACCCACUCACUCCUUCCUGCCCACUGGGCUCCCUGUGUCCCUGGGCUGCUGCGGGACCCAUGCUUGCUCCCUGGCCAAGGCACAACAGGAGCUGCAAGUGCUCCAGAGGCAGCUGGGAGAAAAUGCGACGUUGCCAACAGCAAAGCCCACAGCCUUGCUGGGCCCCUUUGGAGAGGGCAGCAAGCCAGCAGCAUCAGUGUGCCAGCACGGGGCUCUGCAGAGCUUAUCCAAGCCCCCUGCCCUCUGGGACAUGCCAGCUGCUGGCCAGCUUUAUGGGGCACUGCCAUCAGGGUGCCCAAGCAGCCAGAAGCUAACAGGGGCAGAACUGCUAGAGGAGCACCUGGUGGAGAUCCGCAGUCUGCGCCAGCGCCUGGAGGAGUCCAUCUGUACCAACGACCGGCUCCGGGAGCAGCUCGAACGCCGCCUGGCCUCCACCAGCAAGGCUAGCGGUUUGCCCAGCGACAUUUAUGCUCAAGGGCCGGAGCUGGGGCUGCAGCUGAGUGGGGAGAACCGGGCACUGCGUGAGGACAACCGGACCCUGAGGCUGCAGUGUGACCAAUUCUCUAGAGAGCUGGCACGGGUGCAAGAGGCCCUCCUGGCUGCUUGCUCACGAGUGCGGGAGGCAGAGGCCGAGCUGGGCCAGCGGCGUGGGGAGCAUCGGAGGCUGGCAGAGGAGCUCACCAAGCACCAGGAGAGCAUCCGGCAGCUGCGGGAUGAGAGGCUCUCUCUGCAGGAGGACAAUAACAGGCUGCAGCACACAGUGACGCUCCUGCAGCAGCAGUGUGAGGAGCACCGCCUGCUCCUGCAGGCCCUGCGUACGGAGCUGCAUGUCUAUGAGAGCCUUCCCAGCCCUGCCACUGAGCCCCGUGCAGGCUGCUUCCCAUCUCCUCCUGUGCGGGAUGUUGGCACCAGCUCGGCAGCUCCCUUUUCUUCACCACACUCUGACACUUUGAUGCCCCAGCAUACAGUUGAGCCAUGUAGGGCCAACCCUCUGGUGAAGAAGAGCAAAGGACCAGUGGGGGCUCAUGUUGUUGGGUGCCUGGACACCUAUCGUUCCUUGGAGCAACACAUCCUGGAGGGGAAGGCGCUGGCCCAAGAGUUGACAUGCCUGACACGUCCAGCACUCGGGCUGUCCAGCGCAGGAAAGGAGGUCCCGGGGUGUGUAGGUGCAGGGCAUCUCUGGGGCAGUGCCAGCACCCUGCACCGUGUCCUGGAGGAGUGUGCCUCACUCCUCACUACCUUCUGGAGCACCGUGCUGCCCGUUGGCCCUGCUCAGCACCAGGGCAAGGAGCAGGCAUUACAGAGUGAGAUCACGGCACUGCGUGCCCAGCUCUCCAAGAAGGAGGAUGCUCUGCAGAGCACAGCCAAGCAGCUCCACAGCAUGGCCCAGCUCAAGGACAGCAUGGAGCAGUUCAUAGUCAGCCAGUUGACCAGGACUCACAAUGUGCUGCACAAGGCCAGGACAAACCUGGAGGUGAGUUUGCCCUGGACAGGGAUGUAUGCCCUUGUCCUGGUAAAGGUUUCUGGGUCUCAUCUGGGGCUGGGCUCAGAUGGCAGACAACAGAGGGUGGGGUGAGCCCAGGAUGCAUUGAUGUGGGUCCUGUGGACUGCCCUUGCUCUUUGCAUCCCUAUCCCUGGGGCACAACAGUCCCAGCCAAGCCCUCACUGCUGUGCAUGCUCUCUUACCAGGUGAAGGCCCAGCAAGCCCUGCCUGUUGCGUGAGUCUCGGGCUGAACAAUGGGAGCAAUGUCCCUGGCCACAUAAUGGCCCACACUGGAAGGCUGGAGUGGACAGGGCUCAGGGGUGCCUAGCGCUGUCCCAGGCAUUGCAGUUAGUGGGUUUGGGGACCUGUGACAGUUGUGCGCCCUUCACCCGCCUUUGCUUGGUAUUGCAGCAGCUGGCUUGGGCUUUGCCUGCCCCAUGCUUCACUGCUUGCCCCCUUCCUCCCACUGUGCUCAGAGCAGGGUGUCACGGCCCUCUAGGCCAAGCACCUCUUGCCCUGGGACUUGGUCUCAUGUGUAACCUUACUGCAUACCCACCCCCGCUCAUGGAUGUAUGUAUAUAUAUAGAGAGAGGUAUAGAUAUUGGAGCUGUGUUUCUGGGCCCUCCCUGGGCAUGUCAAGGCCCCAGCAUGGGAGGAAGAUGUAAGAAAUGACACGUUCUGUUCAAUGGCCUGAGAGUCUCCAAUAAAGGUUUCCUUCGGGUCCUGGUGUUUGCAGCACGCCUAUCCCUGCAGCUGAGCCCCCUCCUGUAGCCUCCUAGGGACCU
Molecule: messenger RNA, 7847 nt
Organism: Phasianus colchicus (ring-necked pheasant)
Lineage: Eukaryota; Metazoa; Chordata; Aves; Galliformes; Phasianidae
Source: RefSeq, a predicted model, not a curated record